Anolis sagrei ordinatus is the source of this 2316-nucleotide messenger RNA. The record is from RefSeq and is a predicted model, not a curated record. Lineage: Eukaryota; Metazoa; Chordata; Lepidosauria; Squamata; Anolidae.
AUGCACAGAGAUUCAAAGUUCACAGCUCUUACAGAAGUGACAUAUCAUGGAUUUGUGGUUAUUUGCUGUGCUUCUGAGUGGAAUUCUAAAGGCUGCUUACUCUCUGAAAUAGAUGAAGAUGAUGGAACAGAUCAAGAUAUCUUUGACAUCAAUGCAGCUAUAGGACUUGACCUGUUCGAGGGUGAUAUCAGACUUGAUAAUGGGGGACAUGAACGAAACUCAAUCAUUGGCAGUCAGUAUCGAUGGCCUCACACCAUUCCAUAUGUCCUUGAGGACAGCCUAGAUAUGAAUGCAAAGGGGCUGAUCCUGGAAGCAUUUGAACGGUAUAGAUUGAAAACCUGCAUUGAUUUCAAACCCUGGGAAGGUGAAGCAAAUUACAUAUCCGUGUUCAAAGGGAGUGGCUGCUGGUCCUAUGUAGGAAACCGCCACACUGGGAAGCAAGAACUCUCCAUAGGAGCCAACUGUGACAGGAUUGCAACAAUUGAGCAUGAAUUCCUUCAUGCACUGGGAUUUUGGCAUGAGCAGUCACGAUCUGAUCGAGAUGAUUAUGUCACGAUAAUGAGAGACAGAAUUCAAGCAGGCAAAGAAAGUAAUUUCAAUAAGUAUGAUGAUAAAACAUCAGAUUUCCUUAACGUCCCAUAUGACUACACCUCAGUAAUGCACUACAGUAAAACUGCCUUCAUGAAUGGGAACGAACCAACUAUAGUCACAAACAUCCCAGCCUUCAUUGAUGUGAUUGGACAGCGAAUUGAUUUUAGUGAAUCUGAUGUCUUGAAGCUGAGUCGACUAUACAACUGCUCUUCCUCAUUAAGCUUUAUGGGUACAUGCAGUUUUGAACUUGCCAAUGUGUGUGGCAUGAUUCAGAGUUCAGAUGAUAAUUCUGACUGGCAGCGCAUAACUGAAGUUUCUAGUGGACCACAAAAGGACCAUACCUAUGCAGGAGCCUGCCAAGAAACUGGCUAUUUUCUACAUUUUAACACUAAUAGUGGCAACCAGGGGGACAAAGCUGUUUUGGAGAGCCGCUUUCUGUACCCAAAGAGAGGAUUCCAGUGCCUGCAGUUCUUUUAUUAUAACAGUGGAAGUGAAACAGAUAAGCUGAAUAUUGGAUUUACGGAGUACACCGAUGCAAAUCCCAAUGGUACUUACAGAAUUAUAGAAACGAUACAAGGGCUACCUGUGAACUACUGGGAGUUGCACCACAUUUCUUUAACCAUGUCAAGUAAAUCCAGAGUGUUUUUUGAAGGCAUAAAGGGAUCCACAGCAUCGAAUGGAGGCCUUUCUAUUGAUGAUGUCAACCUGUCUGAAACCCGAUGCCCUCACCAUGUUUGGCAUAUAAGAAAUUUCACUGAGCUUCUUGCUUCAAGCCCUUUAGGAACAGCAGGAAGGCUCUAUAGCCCACCAUUUUACUCUCCUGAAGGGUAUGCAUUUCAGAUUGCCUUGUAUGUGAAUGGUAGCAGCAGUCCAUUUAAUUUAGCAAUAUUUGUUCACCUGAUCUCUGGAGCAAAUGACAACCAACUCCAGUGGCCUUGUGCAUGGAAACAAUUCACAAUGGUUCUUCUUGAUCAACAUCCAGAUAUCACUCAACGUAUGUCAAAUCUAAGGAGUAUAACAACAGACCCAAAUCAAGUAGACUCCUCUGGCUCUUAUACUUGGGACAGACCAGAUAAAGUAGGAAUGGAAGCUACCUUUCCAAAUGGCACUAAGUUCAUGAGGGGUCCUGGGUAUGGAACAAGUGCCUUUCUAACACAUGAAAGGCUUAAAAGCCGUGGCUUUAUUAAAGACGAUAGUAUUUUCAUUCUUGCAACAGUGGAUGAUAUAUCACAUUUAAUAUCAACACAACCAAAUUUCACUGUCACCAGUGUUCUAGCUACAACCACCAUGACUGAUGCCUGCAGAGCUUAUGGCUGUAAGAAUAAUGGAACUUGCAUUAUUGAUGCGGGAAAGCCUGUUUGCAGGUGCCCUGUUGGGAAGGACUGGUGGUAUGUGGGAGAAAAAUGUGAUAAAAAAGGAACGAUGCAGGACACUGCUGUAAUAGCAGUUGCUUCAUCUCUUAGUGUGUUUGGUGUCAUGUUGAUCCUCACUGUUGUAACUGCUUGCUGUAUUAAAAAGAAAUACAAGAAAAAAAUGGAAGCUAAUAGCAACUUGGAAUUACGAAAAUCCAUGCAUUUAGUACUCAUGUUUGUUGGGUAUGAUGGGAGUUUUAAGAGAAAUAUCUGGAAGAGCCUGGUCAGCCAGCGGGCUGAUGAAAAUCUGGGAAAUGGUACUUUACCUCUUGGAGAAGAAAACUUACUUACAAUGUCAUUUGACACUGGAUGA